Molecule: messenger RNA, 1687 nt
Organism: Alexandromys fortis (reed vole)
Lineage: Eukaryota; Metazoa; Chordata; Mammalia; Rodentia; Cricetidae
Exons: 3
Coding region: 1-1356 (451 amino acids)
Source: RefSeq, a predicted model, not a curated record
AUGACGGGUACUAAACACUCACGGUUCGGCUUGGUGGCUUGGCUGAGACCGUUUGCCCUCGCCGAGGACCUGGCCUCGACAGUUUACCAGGAUGGCCUUGAACUCACAAGGACCCUGGCUCUGCGCUGGGACUACCGGCGUCCACUACAGUGCGCAGCUAGCUACAAAGUCUGGGCUGUUGAACCACGAAAAACACCCGCGCGCACCGACUUCCCCAGUUCGCAACUAAGAACCGAAGUUAUCCGCAUCAACGCGCCUCCCCCGCCUGUCUCUGCGAGGCCGUGGGACUCCGUUCCACCUACAAGCAGCUCAAGAUGGCAGUCGUCCCCGCCCCUCCUCCGGGAUGUCCCGGCUUCAACCGUCCCGCCUGGUCCUGCGGGGUCCGCUCGCCUCACCCACCGGCCGCCACCGGCCGCCAAGAGUCCGCCUGCAGCUCCGCGCCGCCGCUCCCCACGGCGCGCGUGGGACGAAAGCCACGGCCGCGGCGCCCAGCCCCGCCUCCCGCUCCUCCGGUCCCGGGCGGAUGCAGUCGGGCAGCCGGGCUCGCAGCCACCCCGUCGGGGCCCGACCGCAGCCGGCGCGUACUCACCGCGAGGCUGGCGACGGCGCGCGCGGCGGAGGCUCUGGGGCAGCCUGGAGCGACGGUGCGAGCCGCUCCCCCGAGUCUUCAGCGGCCCGGGAGGGGCGGAGCCUGCGGGCGCCGCCGCCGCCUCCGAGCGGCUUUCGCCCGCGCCGCCUCGGCCAAUGAGAGGGCGCGGGCGGCCUUUGAAAGUCAACGGCCGCGGGCCGGGCGCCUGCGCCCUGGGCGCCGCGGAGGAGCUCGGGGGUCGCGGCUCGGAGCGGGAGGGCCGGGGGGUGGGGCGAGCGGCCCGGGACGCCCGCGGCUUCUGGAGGCGGCUCGGCCCGACUGCUUAUUACUGGCGACCACGCCCGCGCGCGCUGGCCCGGGCCACGCGGAGCCUUCCAUUGUUACCUCACAGUUCCAGGCUCCCGCCGGCCGCUGAAGUCACCGCCUGGAGGGCACGUCCUCCGCCCGCCCCGCCGAGGCCUCGGGCCCCCCUUCCCUGGUGUCCCCUCCCGCCACCACCCCCAGUUGGGGCGCGCUCGGCGGGACUGGCGCCUGCUCCCCGCCCUGUCCCCGCAGGCUGUCCCUGGCCGCCCACCCUCGCCUCUCCAGCACGGGGGACCAGGGAGCGCAGCCGUCGUCUUCCCGCUCGCUCCCGGCCCCGGCUCCUCUCCCGAGUGCCCUUCGAAGUCGCACUCACUCCCGAGUUACGUGCGCGGGGCUCCACUCCGUGCAUCGCUGGACGCCCAAGUUUUAAGCUUCUAUUCGGGAGACCUCAGAAAUCAGUAUAGCAUGGGAGAGCUGGUGACAUAAAGCGUGAAUUCUGGGCUGGGCGUGCGGCCCGUGCUCACCUGGAACGGUCAGUCCUCAGCCCUGAAAGCUAAUCAGCUGUGUGUGCUGACUUCUUGGCGCUCCACAGAGGCCUUGCUCGACACAUUCUGACUUGAGCCCUGAAGCAGGAGGUCUCAGCACUGGCUGCUCACCCAGGAUCCAGUCCCAUCCCCCACAGGGCAGCUCACAACCAUCACAGGGAAUCUGGCUCUUCUGAGAUCAUCAGGCUUGCAUGUGGCUCACACAUACAUGCAUGUUACAAAGCACACCCGGUCACAUUAAAUAAACAGG